Messenger RNA from Carica papaya (papaya), 1716 nucleotides. Lineage: Eukaryota; Viridiplantae; Streptophyta; Magnoliopsida; Brassicales; Caricaceae. The record is from RefSeq and is a predicted model, not a curated record.
ACAUCUGGAAGAAAGGGUAAGGAGAAGGUUGAGGAAGUGAGAAGUGAAGUGGUAAAGCAGGUUUGUGGAAUCUGUCUGUCUGAGGAAGAUAAAAGAAGGUUGAGAGGAACGCUAGAUUGCUGCAGUCAUUAUUUUUGUUUUAACUGCAUCAUGGAGUGGGCAAAGGUGGAAUCUCGUUGCCCUUUGUGCAAGCAGAGGUUUAAAACAAUUAGUAAGCUGCAAGAUCAACAACCGGAGUUAUUGAGAGAUGUAGUGAUACAAGUACCAGAGCGAGAUCAGGUCUACCAGCCAACAGAAGAAGAACUCAGGAGCUUCCUUGACCCAUACGAGAAUGUAAUUUGCACUGAGUGUCACCAAGGUGGAGAUGAUGGCCUUAUGUUACUCUGCGAUCUUUGUGAUUCUUCUGCUCACACUUAUUGCGUUGGACUUGGGCGAGAGGUACCUGAAGGCAAUUGGUACUGUGAUGGUUGUAGACCGGUUGCUCUUGGAUCUACUAGUUCUCAAGCUCCCAAUCUGUCCCUUGAUCAGAGGACACCAAGCAACAACUUAUAUAGUAGAACAUCACCUGUUGUAAAUUUAGGCGGUGGUUUGGAUCCUAUUUCAAUACCUUCUCCUCGUGCACCAUUUGUCCAAGGAUUAGGAAAUCUUUCAUCUCCUAGAGUUCUUACUAGAGAUGCUCUGGCUGCUUCUCCGGUACACGGGGUUGGGGCACCUACAUUAUCAGGGAGACGCUGGAUACACCGACACAUACAGAAUAUCCUUUCUAUUGGCAGAACAUUGGCUACUAGAAAUGACGGCAUAACAACUGCCAAUUCAGGUAUCGGUUUCCCGAACUCCCUGACUGAUCAAAGUAGGGAAAUAGCAGUUCAGCCUGCAAGGACACGCGAAGCAGGAAUGUUACAGAACACAUUCUUUGAGGAGAGAGUGCUGGAUAAUUCCUCUUCUUCAUUGCAAGAUGGGAACCUAUUUCAUUCUAGAUCAGACCAUUUGAGAAGUCAUUCAGUUGAGGAACCGACUGCCAGCACUAUGGAUAGGUCUGUCAAUUUGACACUUUGGCCUGAACAUCUGAGGAUCAAUUCGAUAACUAGUAGGGAGCAGCCUCAUCAAUGCAGCAGCAGGUCCAACCUUGGAUCUGAUGGUUUUAUGGCCCCUUCUAUGCCAAGAGAAGAGGGUGAUUCUUCCAAAGCCAAGGAACAAUUGCAAGUAAUGGUCGAAACCCAUUUAAAGAAUUUGUCAAGAGAUACCGAGUUAGGCAAUGGUACUAUCACAGACAUUGUGAGGAGUUCUAUUCACACUAUUUUAGCUGCAUGCGGACUUGAGCAUAGGAGAAACGAGGUUCACGUUGUGCCUCCACCAUUAUUGUGUCCUCAUGUUGAGGUCACAUCUAUAGGGCAGAGAAGUCUGAUGGAAGGUUGUUGUUCAUCUUGUUUUGAUUCUUUUGUAAAAGAUGUAGUUAAGAGGAUCAUGGACACAAGACUUCCUCAAUGGCUGAGUUUAGGUCUUUAGAUAUUGAUGCUGUUAAUCUUUCUAAAUAGCUUUUUUUUUCCCCUUCUUUUCCUCCACUUUGGAGGUAGACCAGACACCAUUUUUCUCUUCCUUUUUUUAUUUUGGCCUUUCUUGUAACUUUGUCUAUAGAGAUGAUUCACUGACAUUGAGCACAAACGGGGCUCUCUAUUCUUAAUUUAUCAUUAUAAUAGUCAAUUGUUUCUAGGUGAA